CUCCUACUGCCCCCCCCAUCUCUCUCUUUCUCUUCUUCUUCUUUCUCCUUCUCCACAUUGCUCAUCAGACGUUUGUUUGUUGAUUCUUUAUUGUCGAUAGCGACACAGCGACAGCGACGACGACGACGACACACACACACAACCUCCGACCGCCGACCCGCGUAGCCCGACUGCGAUCGCCCUGGAAAUAGACUUGGCCCACAUCGCACCCCCCAGCAUCGCAUUCUAGAGCCUAGGCCACGCCGACACAACUGGCGCCACUUGACUCUUGCUACGUCUGACAACGAAUCGUUGCGACAACAAAGUCGACGACACACAUCAUCACCCCCCCUCUACACCCACCACCCACCAUGUCCUACCCUUCCCUCCCUACCGCGUACCUGCAUCCGCCAACAGUCUCGUCCGAGUCGGCGUCCUCGGUCGAGCCACUGACCCCGACCUCGGCGGCGAGCGGACCCACUUCCCGUCCGUCCCCGUCCGAGGUUGAGCGCGACGAGCUCGACUCGGACGAGGCCUCGGCCAACCAGCACGGCAACAACGCCGCAUCCGAGCCCGGCAUUGAGUGCAAGUGGAAGGACUGCACCUACUCUGCACCCGGCCCCGAGGAGCUCUACACCCACCUCUGCGAGUCGCACAUUGGCCGCAAGAGCACCAACAACCUCUGCCUCACCUGCGGCUGGGAGGGAUGUGGUGUCAAGUGUGUCAAGCGCGACCACAUCACGUCGCAUCUUAGGGUCCACACUCCCCUCAAACCCCACCCGUGUUCCGUCUGCGGCAAGACGUUCAAGCGUCCCCAGGACUUGAAGAAGCACGAGCGCAUCCACACCCAGGAGCACCACCAGCUGCACAAGCUCUCCAAGGCUACCACCUCAAACGACCCAGACUUCAACUCUCGGUUUCCUAGCCACCGCCACGAUGGUCACCACCUCCCCCACCCUGCGGAUCGAUCCCCCGUCUCGCUCAGCCUCUCCCCCUCGUCUUCGGCACAGGACCCCACCUCGCCUUAUGACAACCCGCACCUCCUCGGACUCCCCGCCUCUGGACAGGCACCCUCGCCCUCGUCUCUCGCUGCCCUCCACAAAAAGCAGCAUGAGGAGCUCGCUGCGUACCAGCAGCGAGAGCUCAUGAUCCUCCAGCAGCUCGCCUACCAGCAGCAGCAGAGCUCGGCGUACGCCGCCCAGCUCGCAGCCGAGUCGCUUGGCGCUAACCGCCUCAAGCGCGGUCACGACGACGGCUUUGACCACUUCGUCGAGGACAUGAAGAAGAGGAAGAUGGACCCCGUCUACGACGUCGACAUGAUUGCCAGGCUCAACGCGCUCAUGCCUCCGGGGCUCCCCUCGGCUGGCUUCCCCCAGCUCUCGGCCCUCGCCGGUGCCGCCGGCGCCAACGGCGGACAGUUCUACCCCGGCCUCCCCAACCUCAACCUCCAGACCCCCUCGUCCAUGCCCCCCAUGCCCAUCCCCGACAUCCGCACCGAGGCCGAUCUCGCCCUCUUCAACCAGUUCAUGGUGUCGCUCGGUCGCGAGGCCACCCAGCCCAACGGCCCCACUGCCUUCCCUAUGGAGUCGAACGGCAGCAGCGCCUCGGGCUCCAACGCCUCGCGCAACUCGCUCUCGCCCCUGUCGGAGAACAGCCCCAUCGAGGACCUCUUCAACCCCAGCGAGCUGGCCUCGCUUGGCCUUGCCGGCAUGCCCGGUAUCCCCCAGGGUGCCUCGCUCCCCAACAACGCCGGCAGCGUCUCGCUUGGCUCGCUCUACCCGUCGCUCGACAGCCUCGACUCGCGCCCCCGUGCCUCGUCGCUGUCCGAGGCUGCUGAGCCUCCUCGUCGCCCCAUUGCCGGCCUCCCCCGCGCCGGCAGCACGAGCGGCGCGACCGCCCGCCAGGCCUUCAACUACAGCGGCGGUGGCGAGUCGCAGUACCCCAACCUGCCCAACAACUGGCUCUCGUCGCCCCCUGGCGGCACUGCCGAGCAGAACUUUGCCUCGUUCGACUCGCUUGCCCGUUCGCGCUCGUCCCUCCCCGCUGCCACCCUCGCCCCCCGCGACUUCUACAAGCGCACCUACCGCCACAUUGCUCCUCUUGGUGCCGCCCCCAACCACCGCGAGAGCGCCGAGCGCACCGGUGCCGACGAGGACGACGACGAGGAGUCUGUUUCGUCCGAGGAGAACGACCGUGAGAUCCACCCCAGGAUACCCAUCAACGCUCUCCUCGCCGACGGCGACCCGGCGUACAAGCUGCCCGCUAUCCGCCGUCUCGAGAGCGACUCGACCUCCCUGCCAAGCCUGCGCCAGCAGCUCGCUGUCCCCUCGACUUCGCGCCGCACGCUCUCGCCUGCGCGCAACCCGCCUGUCAAGCGCCACACGGACGACGACAACAUUGUCCACGGCGUCAAGCGUCUCGAGCUCGACGACCGCCGCCGCGGCGACUCGCCCGCGCUCGAGGGUGUCUCGUCGCCAUCGUCGGUCGCGUCUAGCACCGCCACGUCGCGCCCUGCCACUGCCACACCACGGGACCCCAUGGCUGAGAUGCGCCGCCGCCAUGCUGCCCUCAUCCGCGCGUGGCUCGUCGCUGUCAACCUCGAGUUUAAGCGCAAGCAGGUGGCAGACAAGGCCAAGCACGAGUGGGCGCCGGCGACUCCUAGCCGCCUGAGCGAGAUUGCUGCCUAA
This is a messenger RNA of Vanrija pseudolonga, 2666 nucleotides long. It is a transcript of the gene RIM101, whose product is annotated as pH-response transcription factor. The record is from RefSeq and is a predicted model, not a curated record. Lineage: Eukaryota; Fungi; Basidiomycota; Tremellomycetes; Trichosporonales; Trichosporonaceae. Gene Ontology annotation, cellular component: nucleus. The coding region runs from base 351 to 2666 and encodes 771 amino acids. The transcript has 2 exons. Gene Ontology annotation, biological process: positive regulation of transcription by RNA polymerase II.